Messenger RNA from Gallus gallus (chicken), 3933 nucleotides. It is a transcript of the gene PLEKHA1, whose product is annotated as pleckstrin homology domain containing A1. Gene Ontology annotation, cellular component: cytoplasm; membrane. The transcript is spliced from 13 exons. NCBI's taxonomy places the organism in Eukaryota, Metazoa, Chordata, Aves, Galliformes, Phasianidae. The coding region runs from base 481 to 1653 and encodes 390 amino acids. The record is from RefSeq and is a predicted model, not a curated record. Gene Ontology annotation, molecular function: PDZ domain binding.
GGGGAGGGGAAGGGAAGAGCGAGUUCGAGCCGCCGCCGUCGUGACGGGCCGGGAGCGCGGCAGGAGGAGGCGAACGGGACCUCCGCGCGGCCCGGCUCCUCACGGGGCUCCCGGACUGCGCCGGCCUCCAGUAAGUGCUCGGGGCCGGGCGGAGGGCCGAGGUGGGGCCGCCUGAGGCCCGGCCCGACCCGACCCGAGGGUGCGGCGGCGUUCUUCCUGCCGUGCGAGGCAGGCGCUGUCCUCCGCCUUUGCGCAGCGCUUCGUCCGAUCGCCUCGGGCUUCUCUCUUCCCCUCUUUUAUGAUUACUAUUUUUUUCAAAUAUCAUUUGGUUUUUAACUUCCUCUUGAAAUCUUGGCUCUGGUGUGGGGAUCUCCGAGCGCUUCACCUCGAGGGGAGUGUACAAAAGGCGAUGGCACCAUCGCCCCGGUGAGCGUUUGAGGGCUCAGUCACAUCCCCAGCGUGUGAUGUUCUGGGUCAGAAAUGCCUUAUGUGGAUCGUCAGAAUCGCAUUUGUGGUUUCCUAGACAUUGAAGAAAAUGAGAAUAGCGGGAAGUUCCUGCGGCGGUACUUCAUUCUGGACACGAGAGAAGACAGUCUGGUCUGGUACAUGGAUAACCCCCAGAAUCUUCCCUCUGGGUCUCCACCUGUUGGAGUCAUUAAACUUACCUAUAUUUCAAAGGUUAGCGAUGCAACUAAGCUAAGGCCAAAGGCAGAGUUCUGUUUUGUUAUGAAUGCAGGGAUGAGAAAAUAUUUUCUACAAGCCAAUGAUCAGCAAGACCUAGUAGAAUGGGUAAACGUUCUGAACAAAGCUACCAAAAUCACAGUACCAAAGCAGUCUGAUCCUCUGUGUCAAAUGGAUAAUGCAAACCGUCAAGCUGAAAGCCCAGGUGGAAAGAAGCAAGUGUCUUACAGGACAGAAAUUGUUGGUGGUGUUCCUAUCAUUACACCUACCCAGAAAGAAGAAGUCAACGAGUGCAGUGAAGGAGGUGAUAGGAGUUACCUGAAACGAUCACAAAGUCACCUUCCUUAUUUUACUGCUAAACAUCCCCCAGAUAAUGCUAUUAUCAAAGCUGGCUACUGUGUAAAACAAGGAGCAGUGAUGAAGAACUGGAAAAGAAGAUACUUUCAGUUGGAUGAAAACACAAUAGGAUAUUUCAAGUCUGAACUGGAGAAGGAACCUCUCAGAGUUAUACCACUGAAAGAGGUCCAUAAAGUUCAGGAAUGCAAACAAAGUGAUAUAAUGAUGAGAGACAAUCUCUUUGAAAUUGUAACUACUUCUCGAACCUUUUAUGUACAGGCGGACAGUCCAGAAGACAUGCACAGUUGGAUAAAAGCAAUUUCUGGGGCCAUUGUAGCACAGAGGGGACCUGGAAGAUCAGCAGCUUCCAUGCGGCAGGCCAGAAGGCUGUCGAAUCCUUGUAUACAGAGGAGCAUACCGAGUCUUCUUCCGAACCCAGCCAUGCUCUCCGUUCUGCCCUCCCAGCCCCAGCCACCUCACAUUCCACAGCCACUCACAACAGCCCUCUGGUCCCAAACCCUCACGCCAAAUACCCUGCCUUGGAGAAGCGAGGAUUUCACGAAUCUUUUACCAAGGCCAAGCCAGGGAGCUACAAGAUCCAGGCUGUCUCUCCAAGAGAAUCAGCUGCCAAAGUGACUGAACAGGGCCUCUCGGAACCCCAAAGCAAAAAUGGCACUCAGGAACAGGAUCCUGGCCUUGUGGAUCUGGAUGACGCAAGCCUUCCAGUUAGCGAUGUGUAAUGAUGGAAGUGUUUGGAGAAUGAUCCAUUUGUUCGGUCCUCUAAUUUCCUUGCUCAGACUUUUAACCAAAGAAAAUUACAGGAAAUAAGAACAAAAAUAAAAACAAACACUGAUUUAUAUAUGUAUAUAUAUAUAUGUAUGUGUAUUUAUGUACACAUAUGUGUAUAUAUAUGUUUGUAUAUUGCCUUUCAGCUGAGGGUCAAAAGUGGACCUCAUGCGUUUUCUCAAAGCCUGAUAAUAAAUCACCAGGGAGGGGCCAAACUGCACAAUUUACAAUGAAGUAAACAAAAGACAAAACCAGAAAUGUACUUCUGCAGGUUAGCAAGGUACCAGCAACUUUUCAUUCCCAAUCUGGCAAACUAAAUUUACAAUUACUGCUGUGUUGUGAAAACCUUAUUGCCAAAAGAUGUGAUUGCUUAACUUCAUUCUGAACUACAGUAAGAUUUUAUGCAUAUAUGAGAAUUGUUUCUCUCCAUAGCUUUCAGAUAGUAGGAAAUGCACAAAAUGUUUCUUCUGUUCUUUAGGAUCAACAGUGUCAACUGAAUUGUUAUCAGAAUAAGAAUUCUGGGCUCCCUUGGAAUUCUAGUUAUGGUGCUGAAAACUUUCCACUAAAAUAAUAUUUUGAAUAGUCUAUUUUUGAUGCACUCCUAAAGGUGGGUUAUAACUUUUUGCACAUUUGGAUUUUAAUGGACUGCAUGUAAUGUUGUUUUGGAGUGGGGGAGGAGGGAAAUUGGACUUCUGAAUUUGGACACUUUGGACCUUUUGAGCUAAGUAGGGUUUAUAUUGUGUUACAUGAGGCUUUGCAGUAAUUAUUUUUAUUAAAUGUCUAAACGUAUCGUUUGAUUACUGUUCUGAGGAUGGUUUUCUUAUCAGUGCUUCGUGAACAGUUGUUUCUGUGUUGGAUCAGUGGAAGACCUCCUCAUUUAGUUUUGUCCUUAUUGGUACUGAACUGUUCACAGUCAUGCAAUUGUGGCCUAUAACUUUUGGUGCACUAAUAAUCUUAAGUGCCUGUGUUUUUUCUCACGUUGUUGAAACACUUUCACGUUAGGUAUGUACACAAACCAUUCUCGAUGGCUUUGAACCUUGGGUUGAGAGUUGUUCUGAAUAGUGUUGUUUGAAACGGCUGUUUAAAAAUAGAGAACUUAUGCUAGGGAUACCAGGGUUCUGGUAUUGCAUCUACUAGCUGUGCAAUAUAUGUUCUUGGGAAAGAGAAAAUGAAUAUUUGUCGUUUGUGUACACUGUGUUAUGGGGCUUCAGUGGUGCAAAUGGGAAGAACCUUUACAUUUCAAGCAUUGGGUUAGAUUGAGUGUGUACUUCUCAUCGUUUUUGGAAAACUGUUUGUUUUAAUCAAAACCCCACAAAUACGUCAUGCUGCUGCUUACUGUGAUUCAGAUAGUCCAGCUUUGUGUUACUUUUUUGUCUACUCUGACCUAAGAUACAUAUCAUACCGGUCCAUCUUCUCUCUGACUUCCAAACUGACUUCCUGCCUGAGAGAUACGGAUGGCUUUACGGUGAUAAUUUGUUGAUCCAAGGAUGGAAUAAUUGGUGUCAUGUAAGAGUGAAAUAUAGCCUAAUUUCAGAACCUUAAGUUAUGUCAGCACCUUCAUUUUUUAUCCAUAAGCUAACUAACCACAGUCUUAAGGCGGUGGUGUUUGUAUAUUACUGGUUUUCUUUGACUCUUUAAAUACAUGUGAAAACUAGCACAGAAUUGGAAGCUUCUGUAAGUGUCUAAACUAGUAUGGUAGGUUUUAACUUCUUUAAAGACAAAACAAUAGCUCUUCAAAGGCUUAUUUUUUCACGAGUACAUUCGGUGUGGAAGACACUUGGCAUUAAAGUAUUUUUACUGUAGUCUAGCAUCUGAAAUCACUUGCUCUGGUACAGCUUUCACACUGCAUGUUCCUUUACUAUAUUUUGGUAUUGGCAAUUUUACACAUUGGGUGGAGGUGAAGCAGCUCCAUUAUAUGGGACUUUUAAAAAGAGGGGGAGGGGGGCAACAGAAAGAACUACUGAUGUCACUCAGUAGAAUAGGGAAAUACUUGUGGUUGGUAAUUGUCAGGGUCUCCUAUUUAUCAGUACUUUUAUAAAUCUAUGAAAAUUGUUAAAUUAUUUUAGAAACAGUGCUGUAAAUAUGUCACAUUUAAAUUGUCAAUAAAUCACUUUGGGUAACUUAAAGUAA